AUGGGCGUAGCAGCAUCUGCAAAUGGGGCAAUUGUCGAAGGAAGAGGCCACGUGAUCAAGGAUGUUGCAUCUUUGCCCCUUGUUGUAUCAGAUGCCAUUUCAGGCCUAACCAAAACAAGGGACGCCGUAGAAAUGUUGAAGAACCUGAAACUGGGGGCUGAGCUACAGAAAGUCAAGGACUCAAAGACGAUCACGUGUGGCAAGGGGAAGUUCAGGGGCAGAAGGUACACGAGGAAGACCGGGCUGCUUCUCGUUCACGACCAGAAGAGUCUUCCUGCUUUUGCAAAUAUAGAGGGCGUGGAAUUGGCAAAUGUGGAGCACCUGAAUCUGCUGAGACUGUGUCCUGGUGGGAAACUAGGCCGUCUUAUUCUCUGGACUGAGGGCGCAUUCAAGAGACUCGAGUCGCUCUUCAGCAACGAAUCCAAGCGUGGCUUCGAGAUACCUGAGAAAAUGGUUUCAUGCUCAGAUCUCGAUGAGUAUUUCUAUUCGCCUGAGAUUCAGAGCCUGAUUACUACGCCUGAUUUGCUGCCAAAGGGAACGUGCAAGAAGUCAGCUGCUGAGAAGAAGAGCGUCGAACGUGCCAUUGCAAUGUGGUAG
Enterospora canceri is the source of this 597-nucleotide messenger RNA. The record is from the annotation of a GenBank genome assembly. Lineage: Eukaryota; Fungi; Microsporidia; Enterocytozoonidae.